AUGCUGCCUCAAGGCAUUGCGUCCGUGCCUCUGGAUGUGCUCCAUCCACGCACACUUACGCCACAUGCACGCAGCUCCUACACGGUCCCGAGUUCACGGCGCGCAGCAUGGCGGGAUGUGUCGUCGACGUCUCCCUCACUCGGCGGCGACGCUGCCGCGCCUCAUACUGUCGCAUCGCAUGCCUCCCAUGCAGCCACUUGCCAUGUCAGCGUGCUUGGCGCGCACGUCAUGGCACUCGCCCGCGUGUUGGUGUCGACGCGCGAGCUCGAAGUGCAGAUUGUCGGCCCGCAGCUUCAUGCGCCACCCAUGUCCUUCAUAUUUCCAGCCCCGAUCCUCGCGCAUGUGGGCAUUGUCGAAGACGCUGCGUCCAGUGACAUCCAUGUGCUGGCCAUCACACAAACCGGCUUCCUGUAUCGGCUGCGCCUACCACUCGCGAGUUUCUUACGUGGGCAACCACUACCACACGCUUGGGCGCAUGAGCACCAGAUCUUGCACUUGAGCAGCCACGCGUCCGCAUCGUCGACAUCGUCGGCGUCCGCAUCCACGUCGCAGCCAUCGCGCUCGCCAUCGACAUCCACGUCGCUCGCCGACACAGCCGUAGCGACGAGCGUGCAUGUGAUUGAUAUUGCCCUAAUUCUCGUGUCGUGCGCGGAUGGCGCGCUCCUGCGCAUCAACAGCGAACUCGACGAUCGCGGCGCAUUCACAGGCGCCUGGCUCGAAAGUGUGCUUCGGCCGUCCACGUUCCUGUUCUCGCGUCUGUUUUCUCGCUCUCAUAGCGAGCAUGUCGCUCCCACACAAACGCUCGCGUUGGCCACACACAUUCGUGAUACGGACACGCCGCUCGCAUUCAGUGUGUGUCGUGAUCGCAAGCUGCGUGUGUGGAAUAUUGCUACCGACACCCUUGUCCGCACGCUCGAUCUGCCAGGCUCGUCCGACACGGUGUGGGAAGAGCGCACGACCCAGCCUCUUGUCCAGCUGUUCUAUCCUGCUGACCGCUCCUUCUCGUUCUAUGUGCUGGUGUAUGUGCCAAUGCAGGCCGCCGCGUGCCUUGCAGCGUAUGGUGUCGAGCUCGAGGAGAGCAGCAGCUGGUCUGGCGGCGUCGGCGACAUGGCCCUCGUGUGGUCACGAGCUUGUGAUGCCCGCACGAAUGCGCCCGAUAUCGAACUGCGCGACAUGGCCGUCGUGUAUACGGGGCAGGUGUGGCGCGUUUGGCUCCUGUGGCAUGCUGCGGGUGCGCCUUUGCUGCAAACGACGCUCGUCGAUGGCCUUCGUGCGCCUGCUGUGAACCAGGCGCCGCUGGUCCUGGGCGACACCGAUGACCCUUGGGCGACCGUCCAUCCCCUCUCUCCGUACACACCGCUGCAUGGACCAGACAUGGAUGCGGCCCUCGAGUCACAGGCCAGCGCGGUCGCGACCGUUUUCGUAUCUCGCCUGUGCGAGCCCGCGCGCUUCAGUGCGACGACGCUUGCAGCUGCGCUCGAGGCUGAGGGCGUGCACGUGAUGGGUGAGCCUCUUCCUCGCAUCGUCGCAGCGAUCGCAGCAACAGUCGGCGCCGGCUCCCUCGAGGCGUGGCUCCGCUUCACACGCCGGGUCGAGCUGAUUGAUCGCGCUGCUCGCUGGCCACUCCGGCUCUGCAUGCUCGACGACGUGCCGUGCAUCAUCGCUCGGCACGCACUCGGCAUCGCGUGUGCGCGCGAUGCUGGCGCUUGGCUCGCGAGUCUGGCAGCGCGCCUCGCAGCAGCAGCGCCGCAUCCGGAUCGUCCAAGCGCACGCCUCGCUGGCGAGGCGGCGAGCGCUGAGUACGCGUACGUGGUCAACUCGUUGGCUCAGCUGCCGCAUAGCGACGGCACACAUGACCUCAAAGACUAUGCCCGCAUCCAUGAUGGCAGCACACAUCUGCUGCGCGUCGCGACGCUCGCUGCAGAAUUGUACGACUCGCUGGGACCACGGGCCCCACGAUUGGUCGAUGCUUACAUCGCAGAGGCGCAGCGCACAACAAGUCCGAUGCGGGUGCGAAUUCCGACCUCUCUCCACGGCCGUCUGUCGGCGCUGAUCGAGCAGAUGGGUGGCGACGGCCUAGUUCGUGAGGCCGAGCGCCUCGUCACGCUGUACCAGCACGAUUCCUGGCCGUCGUUCGCGUGGCUCGAUGCACUCACUGCGUACGCGCACAUGGCAGGCGUUCAUGCGCGCUUGCAUGGCACACGUGCAUUGUUGGUCUUGCUCUCCCUCGUGACACACACGCAUGUGCCGCAGAUCCAGCGAAUUCGCUCGAUCGCCACCGAUGUUUGGCAUACGGCCCGUGCCAUGUACGUGCUUGCCAGCUCAAUAGAUGACGAGCCGACUGUGGGCCUUGUGCACCGUGCUCUGCAGCGCGGCGUGCCGCAGGGCGCCUCCGUCGAUGCCUUCUGCAAUGCCGUACUGACGGAUGCGCCUGACGUCGUGCGCACUUGUCUGUUGACGGCAGCAAGCAGCUGUUCCUCCUCCACCGGUAGCAACGACUCGGUCUUGGUGCAUGACACGGCCUGCACGCCCUCGACGACGUAUCUCAUUGCCAAGGCAGACGCUUGCCGCGGACGUGUGCAUGAAGCGUACCAGGGCUUUGUGUGUGUCAACGCCGCGCUGACAGCCGCCGCCAAGACACAUCCCGUUUGGGAACGCGUGCUGCCAGCGGACGUGCUCGAAGCAAGCGAUCAUCCUACAACGCAGUUCCGGUUCUGGUGCCAUGCAGCCACCCUGGUGGAAGGCGAUGUCCGUACGUCCUAUGAGUGCUAUCGCCACGCCAUGCAUGCGCUUGAGGCUGGUGCCAAGGAUGUGCUCGAAUCAGACGCCCGCAAAGUGUGGACACUCGUAUUCCGCUCUCAGCUUGCCUUGCACAUGUAUGAAGCCGCCGGUGCUACGAUCCUGAGCCUGCCCUUUGAUGAUCUGCGCACAACCUGCAUCACGUCCCUCGUCACCACGCUGUGCGAAGCGCAGGAAACUCGCACGCUCCUGCGACUCGAUCUGCUUGAAUGGCAGCCACACAUCGAGCGCACACUCAGCUUCCAAGCCAGGCACGCCUCGCCCCUCGCACACCCGUCGUACUUCCACAUCCUGUAUGCAUACCAUGUAUCCCGCGGCGACUACAAAAGCGCUGCCGCCUCCAUGUACCAACACGCCCACCGACUAGGUGUCCUCACACGUGAUGCGCCGUCGCUAGAGUCCAUGCAGGCCUAUGCUGUCCAGCAGGCGCAGAGCUUCCUGGUCUGCAUCAAUGCGCUUGUCCUGCUCCCUGCUACUCUUGCAUGGUUCGCGCAUGACAACACCGACUCGCUGGCCGCCACCGGUUGCCCGACGGAUCGGCAUGCGCUUCGUGGUCGAGUCACACACUAUGUGCCGCAGCCUGCAGGGCCAGCAUCACUUGCCAUUGUGCAACUGGCCGACGUGCGCCGCGAGUACCAUGAGCUCCUCACCCGUUUGCAGCUUAUGCAGACGUAUCCGGAACUCGCUCAUGGCGCGACGCCUUGGCGUGCAGACGAUGCACUCCCCCUGUUUGUGGCCAACGACGACUACGACGCCGCUUGGUCUACGGCAGAACAGCUCCAACUGCCCAUGGACAGCUUCUUCGAUGCACUUACACUCAAGUGCGUCCUGCUAGAGCGUGCUUUCCACAAGCGUGCCGCGCAUUACGAACACGAGGACGAAGCACUCAAGUCACUGUACAUGGGCGACGAGGAAGAGGCUGACCCAAACGCAGCCUUUCUCCGUCGAUCAGCUCGCACCGCAAGCUGGCCUGGUCAUGCGCAUGAGCGCGCAUGGAAGUAUUUGCGCGUGCAUCUAGAAGCGACAGAGCAUGGCGUCCAAUACAGGCGGAUCAUUGCCGAGCGUCUCAUCGCUCUCCGAGCGUGGGAUCUCUCGCCUGAAUGGCUCAUUGACUGGUUCCGUCAGCAUGCUCCCGACGUACUCAUACGUGUAUGGAUGCAGUACGGUAUGCUUGAGCAUGCUCUUGCCUACUGCAUUCAGCUUGUCGAUGCCUCCUUGAGUGAAUUGCGCACGAGCAAUGCACAGCCAAAGGCCUGCCUCCCCUACACGCUCAUGGACAGUCUCUUGGUCGCUGCCGAUAAGAGAGGGCUUCAUGAACCAUCCACCACGCUGAGAAAAAGCUUGGACGCGCGCAUGAAUGCAUUAAAAAAGAAACAUCCCAUUCCCCAUGCACCGUCGUCCACCGCCAUUGCCACAUCCAUGUAG
Molecule: messenger RNA, 4224 nt
Organism: Malassezia globosa CBS 7966
Lineage: Eukaryota; Fungi; Basidiomycota; Malasseziomycetes; Malasseziales; Malasseziaceae
Exons: 1
Coding region: 1-4224 (1407 amino acids)
Cellular component (GO): nuclear pore
Molecular function (GO): structural constituent of nuclear pore
Source: RefSeq, a predicted model, not a curated record